UAAACCAAUCACAAAUUGGAUUCUGACUGUGAAGGUGAAGAUGUUGACGCUACGAUCUUCAAACAGCUGGUUGGUUCUCUGAGGUAUUUGUGUAAUACCAGACCUCUGACAUUUGCUAUGCAGUUGGAAUGGUUAGUAGGUUUAUGAAUAAACCCAAAUGGUCCCAUUAUCAAGCUGCUGUCAGAAUAUUGAGAUAUGUCAAGGGAACUCUGAAGUUUGGAGUAUUGUUUCCUUCUGGAAGAAAUGAUGAAGAAUCAGAGUUUAUGAGUUAUUCUGAUUCUGAUUGGUGUGGAGACAGAGUUGAUAGACGAAGUACUUCUGGAUACUUAUUUAAAUUUCUGGGAGGUCAUAUUUCGUGGAGUUCCAAGAAACAAGCUGUUGUUGCCCUAUCAACUUGUGAAGUUGAGUAUAUUGCAGGUGCUGUAUCUGUAUGUCAAGCUGUGUGGCUUCUGAAUUUAUUAGAAGAUCUGAAGAUUGAAGUAAAGAAGCCUCUAAAGCUGAUGAUUGAUAACAAGUCUGCAAUCAAGCUUGCCAGAAAUCCUGUGUUACACAUAAGAAGCAAGCAUAUUGAGACUAAGUAUCAUUUCUUGAGAAGGCAAGUCCAGAACGGACAUUAGAAGUUGUGCACUGUAGCACCCAGAAGCAGUUGACAGAUGUUCUGACGAAGGCAAUCAAAACAGAUCAAUUUCUUCGCUUAAGGGAUGAAAUUGGUGUAGUUAGUUUUGUGUAGAGAAUAAUAAAUUAAGGGAUGGUAUUAAAGGUAAUUUAGUAUUUUCUAUUUGUGUACCUUUUAUUCUUGCUCACUAAGUUUUCAUUAGGGCCUAUGUGGCAACCUUAUAUAAAUAGACUAGUAGUGUAUGUCAUUUAUAACACAACAAUUUUAUUCUCUCACUUUCUGUGUAGCCGUCAUUCUCUCUUUUAUUCCAUUAUUCCUAUCAUCUUCGAUUCUUGUGCCCUAACAAUAUCAACAAUAUUGCAACUGCAAUUAAGAUUAUGAAAUGAAAUUUAAAACCAUCUCCAAAAACUAACUCAUAAAAAAAGUCUAAAAAAUCUCUACAUUCACAUUGCUUCU
Vicia villosa (hairy vetch) is the source of this 1072-nucleotide messenger RNA. Its product is annotated as secreted RxLR effector protein 161-like. The transcript has a single exon. The coding region runs from base 129 to 617 and encodes 162 amino acids. NCBI's taxonomy places the organism in Eukaryota, Viridiplantae, Streptophyta, Magnoliopsida, Fabales, Fabaceae. The record is from RefSeq and is a predicted model, not a curated record.